This is a messenger RNA of Piliocolobus tephrosceles (Ugandan red Colobus), 524 nucleotides long. Its product is annotated as Fanconi anemia group A protein-like. Gene Ontology annotation, biological process: regulation of regulatory T cell differentiation; interstrand cross-link repair. The record is from RefSeq and is a predicted model, not a curated record. Gene Ontology annotation, cellular component: Fanconi anaemia nuclear complex. Bases 135 to 425 code for a protein of 96 amino acids. The transcript has 3 exons. Lineage: Eukaryota; Metazoa; Chordata; Mammalia; Primates; Cercopithecidae.
UCCCUUGGCCUCACUCGCUACCUUUCCAGCAGUCUGCAGCCACGCGUCACCAUGUCUUUACUUCUAGUCUUCUCUCCCACUUCCACGAAGACGCGGCCAUCAGGGAAGAGGCCUUUCUGCGUGUUGCUGUUGACAUGUACCUGAAGCUGGUCCAGCUCUUCGUGGCUGGGGACACAAGCACAGUUUCACGUCCAGCCGGCAGGAGCCUGGAGCUCCAGGGUCAGCACAACCCUGUGGAAUUGAUAACAAAAGCUCGUCUUUUUCUGCUGCAGUUAAUACCUCGGUGCCCGAAAAAGAGCUUCUCACACAUGGGAGAGCUGCUGGCUGAUCGUGGGGACUGCGACCCAGAGGUGAGCACUGCCCUCCGGAGCAGGCAGCAGGCUGCUCCUGACGCCGACCUGUACCAGGAGCCUCAUCUCUUCUGAGAGGACCUGCCACUGCACACCAGCCCAGCUCCUUUGUAAAUAAUUUAUUACAAGCAUAACACGGAGCUCUUGUUGCACUAAAAAGUGGAUUACAAAUCU